AUGUCUUCUGAACCUGCAGCUGAGCCGAUUGUGCAGCACAACGGCAAAGAAUACGAAACGGUCAAGGAAGGAUUGGCGUACAUUCUGAGACCAGUGACAAAAGAUCCUUCGAAACCACAUAAGCCAGGACAGAAAGGUGGUGAACUGCAGGCGUCUGUCUUCUACAACCCGGUACAACGAUUCAACCGCGAUCUGAGUGUUCUCGCAGUCAAGGCGUAUGGAGAACAUUUGCUAGCUGUAAAGAAGCAGAAGGCCGAGAAGAGAAGACAAAAAGGGAUCGAGGGUGGAAAUCCUAGAGGGAAAAAGCGCAAGAGAGAGAAUGAAGAUGAUGAUGUCGGGAAUGACAGACCGUCUGUCGAAAACCCUGGCAGCGGCGCCACUGCCGGUGUGAAUGAGGUGGACGUUAUGGAUACCUCUGGCUCCACGACGGCAUCCUCAGAAACCAAAGAACCUGAUUCUAAUGUCCUAGACCCCAAAACUCAGUCAUUUCAAAUCCUUGAUGCCCUAUCCGCUACGGGUCUUCGCGCUCUGCGAUACGCAAAAGAAAUCCCUUUCGCAACUCGGAUCGUCUCGAACGAUUUGUCGCCUUCGGCCAUUCAGUCCAUGAAAGUGAACAUAGAAUAUAACGGGGUGGAGAAGAUUGUUCAACCGAACAAUGGCGACGCCCGUGUGUAUAUGUAUAGUCUCCUUGGGCCGCGGAAACCGGAUAGCAAUGGUGUCUACUUUGGAAAAUUCGAUGUUAUUGAUCUGGAUCCAUACGGCACGGCGGCUCCGUUCCUGGAUGCUGCAGUACAGGCGUUAAAUGACGGGGGCCUUCUCUGUGUCACCUGCACCGAUGCGGGUGUUUUCGCCUCGACCGGAUAUCCGGAGAAGACCUUUUCACUGUAUGGCGGUAUACCUAUCAAGGGCUCUCACGCUCAUGAAGCUGGACUGCGUCUUAUCUUGAAUGGAAUCGCCACCUCUGCCGCGAAAUAUGGUCUUUCGAUUGAGCCCUUGCUGUCCCUCUCCAUUGAUUUUUAUGCGCGCUUAUUUCUUCGAGUCUACAAGUCCCCGGCAGAGGUGAAAUUCAAUUCGGGAAAUACCAUGUUGGUUUAUAGCUGUGACAGCGGCUGCGGUGCUUGGUCAAUACAACCCCUUACCCAGACGAAACAGAGGCUGGACAAGAAAGGCGACCCUUUUUAUCAUCACAGUUUAGCGCAAGGUCCUGUUUCGACACCUCAUUGUGAGCAUUGUGGUUUUAAGACCCAUCUCGGUGGCCCCAUGUGGGCUGGUCCUCUCCACAAUCCACAUUUCAUUCAGAGAAUACUUAAUAUGCUUCCUGAGCUGGAUAGGGACACUUAUCAAACAGUGGACCGGAUUGAAGGUAUGUUGACGACAGCGCUAGAGGAAGAUCUCGAUCUAUGUGCACCUUCCAAAGAAAAGUCCCCAGACCCCAACGACAGACUAGCACUGUCGUCUCCAAUCAUUCCCCGGACGGAUCCAGCCGCACGCGAUCCUUACCCAUUCUUUGUCACUCUCAGUGCCCUUUCCAAGGUCCUACACACCCAGACCGUCCCAAUUAACGCCUUCCGUGGUGCUCUUUAUCACCUUGGCUAUCGGUCUACUCGCAGCCACACCAAACCUAAUUCUAUCCGCACAGAUGCCCCUUGGGACGUCAUCUGGGAAAUUAUGCGUGAGUGGGUGCGCCAGAAAUCCCCUAUCAAGGAAGGGGCUUUGAGCCCAGCGAGUCCCGGGGCGGCAAUAAUGCGGAAGAGCAGGGAAAAUCGUGAAGGGGAGCAGCAGCUUUCUGCUCUCCGGAAUGAGAUCACGGCCGCUUUGCAGAGCGGAAAAGAUGUCCACGAUCUGACUACCAAGAUUGAGGCUGCUCUAUACCGUUGUGGAUCUCGACAAGUGACGAACAAGUCACACACAGAAGGUCAAGGUGCAGUCACCACGAAUGCAGAUGCAGGGGAACAUGCCCGCGAUGGUGAUGUUCAUGAGGCAAGCAACGGCACCGCACCACCCAAGGGCAUCCCCGAAUCCAGACCCAAUCCUAGCACGUUGGACAUUGUAUUCGAUGAAGCUCUCGGUGAGAAGGCCUCUACCGCCAUUUCGAAGAAACGACUUGUGCGAUACCAGAUCAAUCCCCGAGAGAAUUGGGGUCCGAUGACUCGGGCCUCUGGUUAA
Rasamsonia emersonii CBS 393.64 is the source of this 2166-nucleotide messenger RNA. RefSeq names its product N2,N2-dimethylguanosine tRNA methyltransferase. The coding region runs from base 1 to 2166 and encodes 721 amino acids. Gene Ontology annotation, molecular function: RNA binding. The transcript has a single exon. NCBI's taxonomy places the organism in Eukaryota, Fungi, Ascomycota, Eurotiomycetes, Eurotiales, Trichocomaceae. The record is from RefSeq and is a predicted model, not a curated record. Gene Ontology annotation, cellular component: nucleus. Gene Ontology annotation, biological process: tRNA N2-guanine methylation.